ACUUUCUUAUAUUUUCAAAUGGAAUGUUGUCUGCUCUAUGUAACAGUCUUCCAACACCCCUCUGAAAUGUCACAAAUGCAUUAAAAGUGUCUUCUGGAAAAUGCCAGUAAUGCCAAAUGUUGGUAAGUCCAGGUGAGUUUUUUUCUACUGCUCGGUAUGAGUUGUUUAAACUGUUACGUAAUUAUGCAUUUCCAGGUUAACCACAGAACCUGAUGGAUGGCAAAAACUACUGUAACCUCAUGGACAAGCUGUCCAUCUGUUCUGAGACUGAGCGCAUACAGCUGGCUAGGCCUUUCUGUGCCGACCCAGUGCUCACGUUUCACGUGUACCCAGAAACACCAAGCCAGGUCACUUGCUCUGAAGAUUUGCCCUUCCUUCCUUUCAUGUCUGAGCAUCUCAUCGUGGAGAACUUCUACAGUGAGCCCUGUGCCUUUCCCUACCAAAUGCCCCAUUCCAAUUACCGCAGAAGUGAGUACUCCUAUGGGACAGCUUUCAUCAGAAAGAGGAAUGAGAGGGAAAGGCAGAGGGUUAAAUGUGUCAAUGAAGGCUAUGCUAAACUGAGGCAUCACCUACCCAAGGAAUACUUGGAGAAACGGCUCAGCAAGGUAGAGACACUCCGUGCCGCUAUAAAAUACAUUAGCUACCUGCAGUCCAUUCUGUACAGUGAUUCUGUGGUGGCAGAAAAAAGUGUCAUGGAGCCAAGCCAAGCACCUAAAGUAAUUAACAAACAAAACCAGUUUUCGAAGACUGUCUGAACCAUUCCAAACCAAGCAAAAGUGCAAUAUCUAGAUCAAUGGGGAGUUGAAAAUGAUGCAGACAAAUGUUCCUCUCCGCAGUCAUGUUCCACCGGUUUGUAACCGGUAAGGUCAAGAUGUCUGAUCCCCGUAGUUAGAGCUCUGGCAACCUCCAUAGCAACUAGGAAACACUGGCAGGAAACUGCUUCCUGCGUCCAACAGGCAAAAGGGCAAGAUUUCUGCAUUGGAACUAAAUCCAAAUCAGCCAGACAUAGUGUUAUCAAUAGCUGGUAAGUUUCGAACACUGCUGUGUUAAAGUUCUUGCAAUUAUCCAGGAAAAAACCCUCAUAAAGUAUUGCACAAUUCCUUUGUCAGUGCCCUAUUUUAUACAGAAAUAGAGGACCUGCUCUCAGCAGUAACGGUGCUGAAAGUGUUUAAAAUGUGCUUUAAUGUAGAAUGGUUAGUUGCAUUUCUUUGCAAAGUAUUACUGAUUUCAUCUUGGGUUAUAAUGGGAGAGUUCAUGUAGUUGUGAAACAAGUGAAUAUAUUGUGUUGAUUUGCUGACUUAAAGAUGCAUUUUGCAGCAGUUAAUUUCCACUCUUCUUGCUGGAUUUGGUCUGCUAGUUUCAUGAAAUUAGGUAUAUCUGGGAGUCCUCAUACAAAGGAUUCACAGAUCAUUUCUCUUAUCUAAGAGGCAGAAUAAUAUUUAAACGUAAUAUGAGUGCUUAAACUGUAUUUUGUAAAUUAGGCACUUAAAUUUUAUGUUGUUUAAUUUCCAUGCAAAUUUUACCCUAAGCAUGCUGAACACUUCUAAGGUAUAUU
This is a messenger RNA of Strigops habroptila (Kakapo), 1555 nucleotides long. RefSeq names its product achaete-scute family bHLH transcription factor 3 (gene ASCL3). Bases 213 to 755 code for a protein of 180 amino acids. The transcript has 2 exons. The record is from RefSeq and is a predicted model, not a curated record. Gene Ontology annotation, biological process: developmental process; regulation of transcription by RNA polymerase II. Gene Ontology annotation, molecular function: DNA-binding transcription factor activity, RNA polymerase II-specific; protein dimerization activity; RNA polymerase II transcription regulatory region sequence-specific DNA binding. NCBI's taxonomy places the organism in Eukaryota, Metazoa, Chordata, Aves, Psittaciformes, Psittacidae.